Hydra vulgaris (swiftwater hydra) is the source of this 1983-nucleotide messenger RNA. RefSeq lists its product as uncharacterized. NCBI's taxonomy places the organism in Eukaryota, Metazoa, Cnidaria, Hydrozoa, Anthoathecata, Hydridae. Gene Ontology annotation, molecular function: nucleic acid binding. The record is from RefSeq and is a predicted model, not a curated record.
AUGGCAUCCAGUAUUCUCCCAGAAAUGACCUUGCCAUCAUUAAAAGUGAAAAUAAAUGGAAGGCUCCGAACAGCAUUAAUUGAUUCUGGAUGCUCCAUUACUGUGGUUCAUGCUGAGUCCGCGCAUGGGCUUGUGUUAAAAAGUCAAAAACUUAUCACAACUUUGGGAGGAACUGUGCAAGUGCUGGGUGAAAUCGUAAUCAAUCUGGAAAUUGAUGGAAUACACCGGAUGGUUAAUUCUCUGGUUGUAAAAGGAAAACCAUUUGGGUUUGAUUUGAUUUUUGGAAUGAAUGCAAUUAAAAAAUUUGGAGGAGUUAUCAUUUAUGGUAAUAAAAACUGUAACGUCCGAAUGUUAGCAUGUGACAAAGCGAAAUGUGGUGCCGUUACUACGACGAGAAAAAACGAAAACGAAUUAAACGAAUUAAAAAUUGAUGUUAUUAAUACGACAAGAAAAAGCGAAAACGAAGUACAAAAAAUAAAAUGUGAUGUCAAAAAUACAACAAGAAAUAAAGAGAACGAAAGAAACGAAAUAAAACAUCAGGACUUCACAGCAAAGUUCGACGUAAAAAAAUGGACGGCAUCAUGGAACUGGAAUAAAGUUCGUGUAAUUGAUAAUACCAUUUGUGAAUACAAGAUGAACCAAGAGCACGAACGUAGUUACCGUAAAGAAAUACGUGAAUGGAUUGACUCUGGUAUUCUUGUACCAUAUAACGAACUAAUAUUGGGACCACCAAAAGUAUUGAUACCGCUUAUGUGCGUAGUGCAAGAAAACAAGGACAAAAAGGUACGUCCAGUGGGAGAUUUCCGAGCUCUCAACAAAUUUGUAAAUUGUCAUACGGCAAAUGCGGACGUUUGUCAAGAAAAACUGCGUUGCUGGAGAAAAAUAAAAAAUGCAAAAAUUCUCGAUCUUAAAAAAGCCUACCUCCAAAUUCAUAUUGAUAAAAAACUUUGGCCAUAUCAAACGGUGAUUAUAAAUGGGCAACGGUAUUGUUUUACCAGGAUGUGUUUUGGCAUCAAUGUGGCUCCAACAAUAAUGACCACAAUUCUUCGGUAUGUGCUCAAUUUAAAUCCAACCGUAAAGAAAACAUGUGAUAACUACAUUGAUGAUAUAUUUGUGGAUGAAAGUGUGGAAACUGCGAAAAAUGUAGCGAAGCAUCUGCUUAAAUUCGGAUUACAAUGUAAACCUCCACAAGAUCUUGAACGAGGACGUGUCUUAGGAUUGAGAGUCGAAAGAAAUAAAAAGGGGGAACUGAUAUGGAAACGAGACAAUGUGGUACAAUUCGAAUCUUUAAAUGCAGUCACACGAUCACAGCUAUUCAGCCAGUUAGCUGGAAAUAUACCUUGGUGUGAUUUUAUUUCUGAAGAUUGUAAAGAAAAACUGAAAGAGUUGCUUUACCGUGUGGAAAAAGAGGAUCCGGUUGGUGGAAAAUGGCUGGUACCAGUUAAUGGAAAAGCUGAGCUUUAUUGUGAUGCAUCAUCUAUAGGACUUGGGGUAGUUCUGCUCAUUGGUGGAGUAGUUGUUGAAGACGCAGCAUGGCUACGGCCGGCGACUAGUAAGUGGGGCAUAAAAGAGUUAACAGUAUACAGUGAUAGCAAGAGCACCGUAGGAUGGUUAAACGCAGUUUUGAAGGAAGAAUAUCGCGUAAAAACUCGGCGAAUUUCUCAAUUGUUAGUACAAAGACGAUUGAAUACUAUUAAGGAAGUGGCAAAAGAUAUUCAGAUCGCAGUACAAUGGAUUCCAUCUGAGAUAAAUUUGGCUGAUCGACUCUCACGAAUCCCUCAAAAAUGGUGCAGAACAGUGUGUGCAGCUGGAUUACUUGAACAAAAAGACAUAUGGAAAAUUCAUUCAAUUGGUCAUUUUGGUGUUGCUCGAACAUUACAACUUUGCUUGCGAAGUAAUCAGAAUGUAUCACGUAAGGAGGUUUCAGCAGUAAUUGCGAAUUGUAACCAGUGUAACUCCAUUGAUCCUUACUCCGUAAAGUGA